CCUUUCUCGCCUCUGCGUUUCACUCCCCAACCAAUGCAUUUAUGGAGUGAGUAAAUGAGGUUCCUGCCUCACACUUCUCUCUCUUGACGUGUCAUCAUGUCCGCCCUCUGAAUAGUGAUUGUUUGCCAGUGGUUCAGCCUGACGAAUCUGUGUCGAUCUGUUACGAAUCCCGCCUCCAGCACUCCGUCUUUCAAGCUUCCGAGGCUGGAACUACUGCAGUGAUGCGAUAGCGCGUAUCUCGCUAGCCCGCUUAUUCGGUCCUUUGACAUGGAUGUUCCCGGCGAAUUAUGUUAGUCUAUCCGUGCCAGUUCAUGACUCGCUGCCGCACGCUUUACUUUUUAGUCUGGUGCAUGCCAUCCCACGCUAUGCGCUCGUGUCCAGUGCUUUUCCCUCGUGAACCACAUCUCAUAUGGGAUUCGGUUCGUCGUUUGUUUCCACCUCGGAACCGGAGAUUGUAUACAGGAGGAUCCAGCCGCGAUAAGCUCAAGCACCCGCAGUUGGGCAUGCCAGAUACCACACAGGCCAACGUAGCUCCUUCUCGGGAGGCUGAGCGGGUGCGUACAUUCUGCCUGCUCAUUUGGAUAUCCUUAAAUUGCCACGAGUAUGACGGUUAUGACAGUGUUCUGUCGAAGGUCUUCGACCUUCUCGUAGGGAGUGUAGGGAGUAGGCCAUCAAUCCUGCGAAUCCAUGAUUGCUUAUCGCCAGCUGUCUUGUCAUCACGUGAUAUGCGACAUCAUCAGCCGCGGUUUCCCCUGCUGGGCCUCUUCUCAACUGGCUCUCCUCGUCAACUGCCAACAUGACAAAAAUCUAUGCAUUUCUCUCAUCCCUUUGAGUUAGUGACUGUUUUUCUGGAUAGUUGAUCUGUGAAUGAAUUCGACUCUCAAUGACCGGUCUCUGCUUUCUAGUAAA
Aspergillus piperis CBS 112811 is the source of this 909-nucleotide messenger RNA. RefSeq lists its product as uncharacterized. The record is from RefSeq and is a predicted model, not a curated record. Lineage: Eukaryota; Fungi; Ascomycota; Eurotiomycetes; Eurotiales; Aspergillaceae. Bases 288 to 800 code for a protein of 170 amino acids. The transcript has 2 exons.